Molecule: messenger RNA, 5294 nt
Organism: Cucurbita moschata (crookneck pumpkin)
Lineage: Eukaryota; Viridiplantae; Streptophyta; Magnoliopsida; Cucurbitales; Cucurbitaceae
Product: putative 1-phosphatidylinositol-3-phosphate 5-kinase FAB1D
Exons: 12
Coding region: 270-4949 (1559 amino acids)
Biological process (GO): phosphatidylinositol phosphate biosynthetic process
Cellular component (GO): endosome membrane
Molecular function (GO): 1-phosphatidylinositol-3-phosphate 5-kinase activity; ATP binding
Source: RefSeq, a predicted model, not a curated record
UCCCCAAUUCAUAUCGGAUUUCUUCUGCUUUCUUGUUUGGAUUGUGGAUUUAGAUAGUCUUCGGAAUUUUUUGGUUUAUGCAUGCAAUCUUUGGAGGUUUUUGGUUCAGGGCUUGUAAUGAAUCGUGUAUUGUAAUUAGUGAUUAGUUUUACAAUCGCUUAAAUGUGGUUUCCAGGAAUAGUUGUUGUACUGACGAUGAUGUUGUCUUGCCUUAGCUUGGUGUAGGAGAGGCUAUUCUUGAGUGACAUUGCUGGACUUUGGAGACUAGAAUGUGCCAUCAUUGUGGUGCUGUGGUUGCUGAUUCAGCUGCCCAAAAAUUGGAGAAUGGUAGUUCUGUUAAGUUAGAUGAUGCUGGCGCCAUGUGUUUUUGUAAGGUUUGCAAUGAGAAUCAGGAGCAAGAAACGAUGAAGCGGGAUGAUGGAAGCUCGAGUGAAUCACUGAUGCUAAGUCCAAUGCCUUCACCGUCGACCUGCAAUAGUGAUUGUUCAACAAUGGGAAGUUUAGAUAUCAGGAAUGGUCAAGAAGGUUCAACAGGAAGUAGCCAAGAAGAUAUUGAUCAUAAGCAAGAAAGGAGGUCACAGAACUUGAGCGGAGUAGUUCAUAGCAAUGUUCAACUCGGUGGAAGGGAUGAUGAAAGUGUAAUGCCAAUCAAUAAUCAAGAGGCAACACACAAUGGUUUUGGUGUUCCUGUUAAUGCGGAAUUUGAGAAAUCCAAUUCUAGUUGGAUGGAUACCAAUCUGUGGGAUCCUCCAGAACCAGAGGACCCAGAUGAUCACAUGGAGGGCGGGAUGGGUUAUUACGACGAUGAUGACGAUGAUGACGAUGAGUUUGGUGACAGCACAGAAUGGAGCAUGUCAAGUUCCUUUAGUCGCUCUGUGGAUGAAGCCAGUGUUAGCCAUAGGUCUAAGGAGGAAAAACAAAGGGCAAUGCAAGAGGUUAUGAAUGGGAAGUACAAGGCUUUCAUACAUCAUCUUCUUAACUUAGUAGGUGUUCCCUCAUCAGGGGAGGACGGUGAGAAUUGGGCGGAUAUAGUUUGUUCUUUGUCUUGGGAAGCUGCCACAUUUUUGAAGCCUUUAGUAAAUGGUAAAGCAAUGGACCCAGGAGCUCAUGUAAAAGUAAAAUGCAUUGCAAGUGGCACUCGCAGCCAAAGUCAAUUUGUCAAGGGCAUGGUAUUCAAGAAGCAUGCAGCUCAUAAACACAUGGUAACAAAUUGGAAGAACCCAAGGUUAAUACUGAUUCAAGGCAGGCUUGGUGAGGCUCCAAUUAGUGGACUGUCUUCAUUUAAUUCAAUGGAUCAGGAAAAUGAUUUUACGAAUUAUGUUAUAGAGAUGAUUGAAACUUGUACUGCAAAUGUGAUUAUCGUUGAAAAAACUGCAUCACGAGUUAUCCAAGAAGCAAUUCUCAAGAGAUGCAUCACAUUAGUGCUUGAUAUGAAGCUCCACCGUCUGGAGAGAAUAGCUCUUUGUACCGGUUCACCAAUUUUAACAUCUGAAACUUUAGCGAGCCAAAAGGCAAGACAAUGUGAUGCUGUUUAUUUUCAGAAAGUUGUAGAACAUUCUGGUGGUUUGGAGGGAGGAAAGAGGUCAACUAAAACUUUGAUGUUUAUUGAGGGCUGUCCAGCACGUUUGGGUUGUACGAUUUUGCUGAAAGGAGCUCGCAGUGAACUGAAGAGGGUUAAGCUUGUUGUGCAGCGUGCUGUUGUUAUGGCAUUUCACUUAAUAUUAGAGACUUCUUUCCUUGUUGAUCAACGAGCAAUGUUUGCAACUAUUCCAUUUGGUGGAGUAUCGACUAUGGUUUCACCAGAUCCACAAUCACCUUUAGAGCCUUGUAGCUCAAAUAUACUUCAAGUUGAGAAGGCAAAUGAUAAAAGUGAACCAUGUGUGAGUCUUCUAACGGAUAUUUAUAUUUCAAGUGGACCCCAUGAAGAGUCUUCUAACGGAUCAAAUCUGAAGCCGGUGGAAAAGCCAAUAAUACCUUCUGAACUAGAACCUUAUAAUCCUGCCAUUCUUUCUGGAUUUUCAUCCAUUUCUGAUUCGUCUAAGAAAGUCAUGGGAGAAAGUUUCCUUUUAUCCUCUACCCAUCACUCAUUGUCUUCUUAUUUUGGACAUGAAAGAGACUGGAUUGGCUUGGCCCCCAAGUCUGACUCAAUUCCAUCUACUCCACAGGCAGCCAAUCGAUUUGAUGUGAAAGUUAGGGGUAGUUCUGAUGAAGAGAAUUCAGGUCACGAACAGUCUGCAUCCCAUCAAUCAGCCUUGGAAGGCCUUGGAUUCCAUGAAAAUGCUCCUAACUGUUCUGAAGAGACAAUGCAGAAAAAGUCGUCAUUGGAUUCUCAGAGUAUUUUGGUUUUGAUGUCAAGCCGAAAUGCUUUGAAGGGAACCAUGUGUGAGCAGAGCCAUUUUUUGCAUAUCGUGUUCUACAGGAAUUUUGAUGUUCCUCUUGGAAAAUUUUUACAAGAAAACUUACUAAAUCAGACAAACUUCUGCACUGUCUGUAGUGAACUUCCGGAAGCCCACUUUUACUAUUUUGCCCAUUAUGGAAAGCAGCUUUCCAUUCAAGUCCAACAGCUUCCAGGGUAUAAACUUUUGCCAGGUCAAACAGAAGGAAAACUUUGGAUGUGGAGUCGUUGCAGUAAAUGUAAAUCUAAGGGAGAACCUUCUACGUCCACAAAAAUGGUGUUGAUUUCCACGGCCGCACGCAGCUUGUCAUUUGGAAAGUUUUUGGAGCUUUGUUUCUCUGAUGAAACUUUACCUAGUAAAUCAUCAGGUUGUGGCCAUUCUUUGUUUGGGGACUUCCUCUACUUCUUCGGACUGGGCAAUAGGGUUGCGAUGUUCAGAUAUUCCGCUGCAGCAAUUUAUACGGUCUCAAUGCCUCCUCAGAAACUGGAUUUCAACAGUUCAAUGAGACAAGGUCAUCUCAUCAGAGAAACUGAAAAUGUUAAGAAGAAAGGGAAGCUUCUUUUCACUGAGAUUGCGCACUCUCUGAAGAAGAUAAGCUCUGAAUGCAGAAGUUCAAAUGUAAAACCGCAAUGCUUUCUCAAUGACUUUUCUUCCAUUGAAGAAAUGUUAAACCAAGAAAGAUCAGAAUUCGAGGUAAAGAUUCAAAAUUCUCUUGCUUUUCACAAAUAUCUCAGUCUGAAUCAGUUACUCUGGGAGCUGCUGCUAGAAUCAUGUAUUUGGGAUAGACGUCUGCAGUCAUUAACAUCACUGGGUCUUACAAGUACCCCUGGCACCUCUGAAAAUGUUGAGCCAGAAUCGGUUACGAUGAAUAUGAAUAGCAACAUUGAUGCCAGACAUGAGGAAUCAGAAUCCAUUGCAGCAAAUGAUGAUACAGAAGUUCAGCAAGAUAUAUCAUGGGAUGAAAAUGUAUUGCCUAUGAAAGAAAUUGCAGUCGAAGGUUUAGAUGGAGAGUCCGGUUGUGAUGAAAAUCAUUCACCUUCAGUGACUGAAGUCACGGAGAUACGAAUUAUGGAUGAUCUGAGCCCGAAACAUCUUUCUCGCCAAGGGUCUUUGUCCAAUGGCUUCAACCAGCAUCAUUUGGAUGAUGAGGAUUCUCAAGUAAGGGUUGCGUCAUCUGGUGAUAUGCAUGUAGAUAGGACCAUUCCGGUUCUGACAGCUGAUUCAAGCUUGGGCAAAUUGUUGUGGGCACCAUGUGUGGAGAUCCGGCAGAUGCACAUAAGGGACAUCCAGAGGAGUUUUUUUCCUGAACUCAAAUCCUUCAGUAGCUAUACUCCCAAACUCAUACCUGCAGCCUCUGCCUUCACCAACGAAGAAGGACAGAAGCUACACAUUCGUCUUGCAAAAGAUAAUUUUAUUGUUUCGGACUAUGAGGGUGAACUCUCGAGCAUAGUUGCUUGUGUACUCGCUUUGUUGGAAGAUCUAUCCCUUCAAACGGAUUCUCAUAAUGAGGAUAGUAAGGGAGAGGGGGGAGGUGUUUCACAACCAAAUUUGAGUUCACAGAGCCUAAAUAAAGUUCCCUCAAAUGGAUCCUCCGAUUCAGACUCGAGUGCCGCAUCAGACGCAUACCAGUUCUCAAAUUUUGAGAGGUUAAAUUUGUUGGAUUCUCUCGUUCCAGAGACUUUCAAGCGGACAGAUCAUGAAGGGGUCAUAAAGUCACUAGCAAAUGGAAAGUAUGUUGUGAAUUGUCCAUAUUUCAAUCAGUUCCGUGAUCUUCGAAGUCAAUGCUGCCCAUCUGAGCUCCAUUACAUAGCUUCCCUAAGCCGUUGUAUAAAAUGGAAUGCAAAAGGCGGGAAGAGCAAUUCUUUCUUUGCCAAGACACUUGAUGACAGGUUCAUUAUCAAAGAAAUUAAGAGGACGGAGUAUGAUUCAUUUAUGAAGUUUGCUCCUGAGUAUUUCAAGUACAUUAAGCAAUCAUUUGACAUGGGGAACCAGACCUGCCUUGCCAAAGUUCUUGGAAUCUAUCAGGUAGCAGUGAGAGAGCCAAAGAGCGGGAAAGAGAUGAGACAUGAUGUGAUGGUUAUGGAGAACCUCAGCUUUGGCCGCAACAUAAUUCGCCAAUAUGAUCUUAAAGGAGCUCUACAUGCUCGAUACAAUCCGGCUGCCAACAAUUUUGGCGAAGUCCUCUUAGAUCAGAACUUUGUAAAGGACAUGAACUCGUCUCCCAUCUAUGUGAGUAACCGAGCAAAGCGUCGGAUGCAACGGGCAAUUUGGAACGACACUGCUUUUCUCAAUUCGAUAAAUGUUAUGGAUUAUUCUCUGCUUGUUGGGGUUGAUGCCGAAAAGAAGGAAUUUGUAUGUGGGAUAAUCGAUUAUCUUAGACAAUACACCUGGGACAAGCAAUUAGAGACAUGGGUAAAAUCCUCCCUCGUCCCGAAAAAUGUACUGCCCACUGUCAUUUCUCCAAAAGAAUACAAGAGAAGAUUCAGAAAGUUCAUGUCUGCACAUUUCUUGAGUGUCCCAGAUCAUUGGUGCCUGCAGCAGAACUUCCCCUAGUUCGUGCUUCUUCUAAGACGAACGGUGAAGAAAAUGCUCGGUUUUGGUUUAGUGUCAAUAUAUAUACAGGGAAAAUGUGGAUCGCAGGAGGACGAUCUGUCUUUCUUCAUCAUUACACUUGCAAAUUCAUUAUAGUGUGAAUAGAUGAGUGGCAUGGGUUUGGGCAUUCAGUUGUUUAUGAUGAGGCCUCAGAUUCUGCAAUUUUUCUUAGCAAAAUUAUAGGGUGGUGGGCUGUCCAGUUGAGGGGAGGGGCAAAAGAGUAGUAAAGUGUAUAGUUGUUAUUAUUUGCUGUGAAAAUCAUACAUAAAUCCUCACUUAUAUGAUAUUGAUGUUCAUUCAUAUAUA